Molecule: messenger RNA, 6234 nt
Organism: Poecilia reticulata (guppy)
Lineage: Eukaryota; Metazoa; Chordata; Actinopteri; Cyprinodontiformes; Poeciliidae
Source: RefSeq, a predicted model, not a curated record
GUUGAAUCCUUGCGGCUUUUUUUCCGGACUCGAUCAGCCGCUCUCUGCGCUACAGGAAUGCACUUUGCAGGAAAGGCGCAGAACUCCUCCCGCUGCCUUGUUUUCCCCGCACACCGGGAUUUCUAAAUGAGCGGCGAUGCACCUGUGAGCGACCCGGAGUGUAGCAGCUCAUUCCGGGCUCCAGCACCGCCGUCCCCGCGGGCCGGGCAUGGAGCGCCGCGGCCGGGCGGGGCUCCAGCCGGCSGGCGCAGGAGAGGGAGGCGGAUGGGUGCUGGUGGAGGCCCGGCUGCAGGGAGGAGCGCCGUGGGGCUUCACCGUGCAGGGCGGCCUGGAGCACGGACAGCCGCUCAUCAUCUCCAAGGUGGAAGAAGGCGGGAAGGCGGACAGCGUGGAGCGCCCUCUGCUGGCCGGGGAUGAGAUCAUCAUCAUCAACGGCGUGGAGCUGAGUGGCUACAGACAGGAAGCCAUCGCUCUGAUCAAAGGGUCGUUCAAGACGCUGCAGCUCACCGUCCGCAGGACAAAAUGCAGCAGAGACUCUGACAUCCAAACACAGAAAGCUGCGCCGGGAGCUUCCUGUCAGAGCCGUUCAGUUUCCAUGAAGUUGUUUACAGUGAAUGUUGGACUGACGUUCAUCCGCCUUGCAGCUGUUUUACCCUCAGCUGCGUCUCUCAUCUGUCCUGGAGUAAAGUUACACCUGAAGAGUCGCAUUUUACCCAAAGCCAACAGACAAAAGGGAAACGUGAGACUCCAGAAAUUGCUGACUCUGCACCAGAACAGCACAGGUUCCCUCCUGCCACCUGGAUUUCAUCUCUGGGUGAUUAUCAGGCGUCUGCAGCACCUGAUGGUGAUGCAGUCAUUUGAAUCAGCUGAUCUGAAUAGAGGCUCAUCUAAAACAUGCAGUUAUGGGGUCGGUGAGGACCAGGAUGGAGAGACACUGGACCAGAACAAACUCCAGUUAAAGUCCCAGGAGUUCGAUCCCGGAUACAUCGAGGAGUUCACGUCACCGAACUCCGGGGCCGCUCUUCGUCUUCCCUCACCUCCUCCUGACCUCUGUUUCCAAUCCCCAUCACCGCCGCCGUCACAGGAAACCCCAUCGUCCAAUCACAGCCGGCGAUGUUCAGCGGUCCAACUACGCAUCAGGAACCGACGCAGUGAGCCGGCGUCUCGCCCUCAUUCCUGGCACUCGACCAAACUCAGCGACGAUCAACCGGACCUGGAGCAGAUGGAUUACCCCACCAGGUCAGAAACGCCCCAUCAUUUACCCCACAGUUACCCCACCAGGUCAGAAACGCCCCAUUAUUUACCCCAUACAAACCACAGUUACCCCACCAGUGCCUCCACCACCGACCUGUCGGCCGGGUUUGACCCCAGCGGCGGCUACCUGAGGAAGAGUCCKGACCAGUACAGCUCCAGGGGCAGCAUGGAGAGCCUGGACCCGGCCCAGUCCUCCCAUCACCACCCAGUGACGCAGCAGCAGCAGCUCCCACUGGGCCACCGCAGCCACACUGGGCCCAACCCGGCCUACUCGUCCUGCCAGCAGCUUUCCUCUGCCAGGUCGAACAGCAUCGACCUCCUGCUCAGCAAGCGGGACUCGGCCUACUCCUCCUUCUCCACCAGCUCCAGUAUUCCCGAGUACCUGGCCUCCACGCCCUCCUUCGGCCCGGAGCGCUCCUGCUCCCUGGACGCCGUCCCGCAGAGAGGCGCCGGCAGCGCCGAGAUGCUGCAGGCCGACAUCCGAUACGUCCGCGCCGUCUACGACGCCCAGCAGGGCCUGACUCAGGAGCAGGAGCUGAACUCGUCCAGAACCGGGCCCAGGUCCGGACCAAGAGACCUCCAGGGCUCAGUGGGCGGGGUCUGUUACCGCGGCGCUAACGGCAGCAGAGGCGGCGUCCCGGCGUCAAACAGGCACAGCGUGGGGCCCAUCUGGGGCCAGGCGGCCAGUCGCAGCUCCUACGAGAGCCUGAAGGGGGCGCCCGCUCCGCCGAGGCGCAGCGACAGCUACGCCGCCAUCAGGAACCACGAGAGGCCAAACUCCUGGUCCAGUCUGGACCACGCCCGCUCGCUACGGUCUCUGCAGAGCAGCUCCUGGCAUCACUCCAGCGGCCCGGUGGCCUCAGCGAAAGCGUCGUUUGGCGCCGAGGGUCAGCUCCACACCGUGAUGGAGAAGAGUCCGGAGAGCAGUCCCACCACGAAGCCCAGGCAGGGCGCCGGCUUCUCGUCCCCGACCGGGCCCAGCUCCCCGCCCAGCCGCCUCAUCCUCCCUGCCGGCGUUUACCCGGUUCCCCAGCCAGAGCCUCAGUACGCGCAGACGCCCGGCUCCGGCUCCGGUCCCGGUCCGUCCGCAGUCUUCACGGCUCUGACCAGGGAGAGCAGCCGGCAGCCGGCGCUCCGGGACGAUCGGACCACAGAGAACGGCCACCAAGGCAUCGGCUCCUCACCGUAUUCCCGCUCCUCGUACUCCGGACCUGGAUCCUCACAGCUCAGGUCCAGACUGCCUGAGGCGGACAGUUGGCACCAGCAACCGGAGUCGAACGCUGAAACCCAUAAGCCGCACCUGAAAGCCCCUGGAGGCGGAUCCGAGGGUCCGACUGGACCCCACAGGCCUCACAGGAACCUCAGCCAGAACCUCGACGAUCCUCUUCUGAAGGGACAGCAAGAGCAGAACCACAGGAUUACUCCGGUCCAUUCGGUCCCAGACCUCAGAACCGCGUCCUCACAGGGGAGGAGCGAGUCCAGAGACGACACCCGACCCAGAGAGCCGCCCACCGUUCCGUCAGAACCAGCCGGGUCGUCCCGGGUCGCCCAGGGUCAGGCGCCGCCGCAUCCAUCCGCCCAGUGGAGCCACAGAGACCCGGACAGCGAUCACCCUCUGACCCGCCUGGAGAUGGCCCUCGCCGAGGUCCAGCGCUGCGCCGUCCCAGACGGCGGCCAGAGCCCGGCCCGCAGCCUGUCGGUUCUGGAGAAAGUCAGUCACUUUGAGCGGCGGAGAGACGGAGGGAAGCAGCGCAGCUUCAGCACCAACUCCUACUGCAAAUCCUCCCAUCUGGGGGUGACGGAUAAAGGUCGCAGCUCCCCCUGUGGAGCRGAAGACCUCAUAAAUAUGCUGGAAAGGAGCACGAAAGGGACCAAAACCCACAGGACGAUGAGCUACAGAGGAGGCGGCAAUGAGAACAUGAAACACAGGCUUCCAGCCGAUCCCGUCUCAGCGCUCCAGAGAAGCCGCAGCAGCUUCCAGCUGGACGGAUCAAAGGACGGAGACGUCAACAGGAACUUUCCUYAUCGACCUGAACCCCAGGAGGCAGCUGACCCYCUGCAGGACAGAUCUUACAGGGAUGGUGUGAAGGACGCCCAGCCCAACGUCCUUCGCUCCACUUCAUUCAGACAGAGAGAGCUCAGCUCUCCGCCUCCUGUCGUCUCCGGUCCUCAGCCGUUCCCCAACCCUGCUAAGUACAACUCACUGGAGAAAAAAGGCCCAAAAACGAAGCCCAAACCUCAGGGCAUCGUCAUGCCRCCAGUCACUUCCCCUCACACCCCGAAGGGGAGGCAUGCGGUCAGCCCCGAUGACGGAGGCCAGAGCCCGCCGCCGCUGCCCAGCGUCCCUCCGGUCGGGCCGCCGGCUCUGACCAGGAUCUGCGGCCGCAAGCGUCUGACGGCCGACCAGAAGAAACGUUCGUACUCCGAACCAGAGAACCUGAACGAAGUGGGAGUUUCUGAUCCAGAAACAGCUGCUCUCUUCCGACGAGGAGGAGAAACUAGCGUAGCUGACCGCCGGAAGAUGUUUGAGCUAGCAGCAAGCCACGUUGGCGCCGGCGUGUCGAGGUCUGACCUGCGGCAGCUCCGCCAAGACGCUCUGGUUGAGUACAUGGAGAGGAAGCGAGGGAUUAGGAGGGAUAAGGCAGUUCAAAGGACUGGAUCAAGACCUCGCAGCGCUUAUUUCCACCCUGARCAGGGCUACCACACAGACACCUACAGCCUCUCGUCCACCUCCAGCAUGCUUUCCCUUCAGGACCCUGGUCCGGAUCAGGGCGUCCCUGCUCUUGGUUCUGACCGUUGGAGCCUCGAGUCCAACCUUUUCUACCCGGGCAGGGUGACCACACCCAGACCUCCAGCUCAGCCAAUCCCUGGCUCCAGUCUUGAUCUCCAUACCCGGAUCGGCCAAGAUCUGAACCCUGAAGCCCAAAUCAACAGACACAGUCAGUCUGGUACCAGAGACUCGAACAGAAGCCAAGACCGGCAGAUCGCUGAGCCUCAGCACAAACCCGGACUCUCUACGAAGGUCAACGAGGCGUUGCAGAGGGUCGGGUCGGUCCACAGGUCCGGGAGGUCGGCCUCUGCUGAGGAUCUGCUGGAGCGUUUAGAAAACAAAUACUCACCUCAACACAUUCGCUCCCGCUCGUCCCCGACYGCAGACAAACUCAGCCAGAACUUAAUUUCAGGAGACAUCAAGAGUUUCGACGUCACCUUCUCUGAAUCUGGACGAUGUGCUCUGGCUGCAGAUCGACCUGGAGACAUUCAAGGAUCAACAGAGUUCAGUUCUCAGUCAAACCAGUUAAAUGAGAACUCUGACCGACCGACGGCAUCUCCACAAGACGUCUCUCAAACCCCCGUCAGUCGUCGGGAGCGCCAGAGGAAUGGCGAACGUCUCCGGGCCUACAGCACCUCCACCUUGGCGGCCUCCGUCGGCCUUCCCUCGCCCUUCUCCUCUCCCGGGAACCAGCAGGACGGCGGCGCCGCGGAGUGGACAUCCAACGAGAGGCUGAGCCAGGCCAACCUGGACGCCAUCACCUUCCCGGGAAUCCCGCAGACCGGCGGCAGACAGACGAGACGCAGCCUGAGCGACGGAACCGCAGAGGACGGACACCGAGGCCGAACCUUAAGCUUGGAGCUGACUGGGGAGACUUCUGCUGAAAAUACCAAACCAGUUUCACCAGUCGCAUCAGCACCGCCGCCAUGCAGGAAGACCAGUGGGAGCUCCGCCUCCUCCCAUCAGUCCGUCCAUCCACACCUGUCCUCUCUGAGGAUCUCUGAAUCCAGCCUCUUCGAGCAUCAGCCGCUGCAGACGUCAACAGGAAACCUUCAGGAGUUUGACGACGUCUUCCUCACCAACCCUCCUCCUCCUCCUCCUCCUCCUCCUCUCACUCCACCGGUUAAAGAGACGAACAUCAUGGAGGACUUCCCUCCUCUCCCUCCUCCACCACCUCCAGCUGAGAUGGAAGCAGAUCUUCAGUCGUUUCGAAGCUCCAAUCCAGAAACUUUAAACAACUCGGUUCCCAUCCGGGCGUCUUCGGCUCAGUCCGCUCCUCCACUAAAGCCGUCCAACUCAACCGAGGACGUCUUCGUUUUCCAGUACCAGCCGCUUCCCAGGAGGGAGAAAUCACCCGAGGAGCUGAGGGUGGAGGCGCUGACUCAGCAACUGGUGCUGCAGGAUCCCUCUCUGGCGCCCCUGCUGGACACCUGGGGAGGCGAAUGCACCAUGAAGCUGAUGGAGGAAAUAUUUUCCAACGGCAGCCUGAGGGGGGAACCGCCGGGGAGUUCACUUCCGGGUCAAAGGAUCCAGGCCGUCUGUGAUCAGAGCUCAGGCCAAACGAAGGAGACGGAUGUUGAUGAGGACGAGAACGACGUCACCAACAGGAAGGGGGAGCUGUGUGAAGCCCUGCGGCGCUGCGUGGCGGCGAUGCAGCGGGAGAAGGCGGCUCUGGCCGAGGAGCAGCGGCGCCACCAGGCUGCGGGCGCCGGCAUGGAGGCGCUGAUCCAGCAGCUGAAAGCCAACGAGAGGGAGAAGUACAGCAUGUUCAUAGGAGACCUGGAGAGGAUCGUCAACCUGCUGCUGUCUCUGUGCAGCCGCCUGUCCAGGGUGGACAAGUCUCUGCUGUCUCUGGACAGAGACGGAGGUUUGACUGAAGACGCUGCUGAGGAGAGGGACUCCCUUCAUCACAAGCGUUCGCUGCUCCUUCGUCAAACCGAAGACGCGCGGGAGCUGAAGGAGAACCUGGACCGGCGGCAGCGCGUCGUCACCGCCAUYCUGGCCGGCUACCUCACCGAAGCACAACUCCACGACUACYGCCGCUWCGUCAGCGCCAAACCCUCGCUCCUGAUUCGCCAGCGCCAGCUCGAUGACCUCAUCCGGCAGCGGGAGGAGCAGCUGGCGCGGCUCGCCGAGAGCCUGCCGCCAAGCCCCGCCCACUCCGUCAGGUCCACCGCUGUGACAUCACUGUGACAUAACGAGAUAGACCC